Molecule: messenger RNA, 582 nt
Organism: Closterium sp. Yama58-4
Lineage: Eukaryota; Viridiplantae; Streptophyta; Zygnematophyceae; Desmidiales; Closteriaceae
Source: the annotation of a GenBank genome assembly
AUGUGGAAGGGGGGGGCAUUGGAACAUUUUAACUCGCAUGGCCACAUCCCACCAGAGGCUCUCAAGCAGAUCUGGGUGGCGUGGCAAGCAUCUGGUGACACGUGGCACACCCACAGGGACUCUGUGCAGCUGAUAGUGUUCAACGCUGCCGUCCAGCUGGCACUGGACGAAUGCAUUGGGUCGCCUCGUCUCCCAGCCUCCUCGGGCCCAUCAUUCCUCGCUGCCAUGGCAGCAGCCGUGGGCCUCUCGCCGUCUGUGGCCCUCGCAGCGAUCCUCAAUCAAGUGGCUGCUAGGCUGGAAACAGAGCUCAUUGCUUGCAAUGACUUGAUAGAAGCGUUCAUGUGGCGCCAUGCAAACGUCAAGUUGCGCCAGAUAGCGAAUCUGCUCUCUGCAUUCACUCCCCCUGCGAUCUCGCAUGAGCUAGUGUCAUCAGCCCAUCGUCUGGGUGUCAUGCUGACUCAACGCCAGCGACAGGAGUUGGCAUGGAUGUAUGAGAGGGCUGCUGGUACCAAGCAUGUGGUGCUCAUGAGGACUGCACUCGGGCACUCUAUCCUGUCAAAUUUCAUUAAGGGGUAUGGCUAA